ACGACCCUCGUAAGAAAUGAAAUCUUAGUCACUCUUUCUUGCACUAUUGCUGAUGGGAACUUCUGAUCAACUUCUCUUGAAUGCUGAGCUGAAUCUUGAGUUGUAAACUUUACUCCCACAUCGUUAUCAUCAAUCAUGUGCUCAUAUGUUUCUGCCCAGUGUCAUUCUACUCAUAAAGUGUCAAUCUGAUGCUGAUGUUUAUUAUAUGUUAAUAUGGUAAUUACAACAAAAAUCCAGUAACGUAUUUCUCCUUUUCUCCUUGCUGUUUUAGCAAAUACACACAGUUUGAUGUGACAAAACAUAGAGAAUAUAUGCUAGGUUCAGCCUUGUUACCAAGAUUUUGUAUAGUAGGCUAAACUAUUGAAAGCCCUGCUGAAGAAAACAAUAGAAACCAUCACAGAAUUUGUAAUGGCUUUACUGGUUAUAAUAGGACUUGUAUUGGUUUUAAAGGAAACUGCAAUGGUCCAUGUGAGUCUCUACUGGUAAUCAGUCCACUAAAACCACUCAAUCCUAAUGGAAUAUGUCCCAAAACACACUACAGGAAACCCUUUCUAAUAGUUUUAAUGGUUAAAAGUUGAUGGUUUGUAACGUGUGUGAUGGUAUUUGCAGUGGAGACCAUUCGAAUUUCUGUGAUGGUUUUUGUUUUUUUCAGCAGGGAGCAUUCAAUUAUCUUUCUAAGAACCUUAGUUUCAGCUUGUACCAUCAAAUUAAACAGUCAGCUUUGUUAGUAAACCCUGUUUCCUCUCUGAGGCAUGACACACAUGAAACUGUAUUCAUUUAAUGACCUUACACUGAAAAAGUCAAGUAGAGAGGCCCUUGUGUAACACUGCUAGCCCACUGACUAAGACUGCUGCGUUUCGUGUAAUGCACAUUCAUUCUUUACAUCCAUCAAAUUGAACUAAAACACACUCGCACAGGCUGGGACUUCCACCGUUGUGUUUCCAUAUCUCACCUAACUACCAGUACUAUGGGUGUGGCAAAACAAGCGUCGAGCUUUACGUCAUCAAGCCCGACGUAACGACGUAACGUAACAACGCCACCGUUCGCCCCCUAGCGGAUAAGCCGAAGAUAACGCUUAUAAUGGGCUGUGAACGUGGAAAGUACCUUACGGAAAUCCCCACUGGCUUUUAUGUACUGCUUUCAAUCGGGCUGUCUGAACUAGAGUAAAGACUUGGCCGUGUUUUGGACGCGUCUCGUGCGAGCAGUGAAAUCCAGUGGAUCUCUAUAAGAGCGCCAUGGACGAUUAAAGUGGACUGAGUGAAGUAGCAGCAGAGCCAGAGCAUCGUAUGGGCUUUGUUGGUGGAUACCGACAUAUCGAACAGGUAAGAGUUGUGCGAUUCAUCGCCGCCUGUUCCCUCGACUCUCUGAUAUCGUGUCCAGACUGAAUCCUAAACCGAGCGGGGCUGAUUUCUCCCGUGUCGUCUCUCGUUUAAACGGCUGUCUGUCUGUGUCGUACAGACGGAAACGGUCUUGAACGCCGCGGAUUUGACAGCCAUUGUUUGCGAAGACGUCACUUAUCGGCGAUUUGAAACAUUAAACGGAGAAAACGUUCUAUUGUUGCCAUGGGGACACAUCGCUUCCUUUCCAGUGUUACAGUGUUGCAUUGUCUAAGGGCUUCUGUCAAGUCAAUUACGUAAUUCGAGCGUCAGCAACUGAUGUUACAAUAUUUUUUUCGCGUCGGUCUCUAUUGUCCCCGUUGUGCUUUGCGUUUAAUAAAACUGUGGACUCCGCUUUGUCGCUUUCCGCACGGCGUUAACGCUGCGAACGUUUCGCUCAAGAGGUAUUUAAGGGAACGCUGUCGCUUUGGCGUUCAGAAUAAGUUGUCCCUAAAGAACCUCGGCAGCUGAGACAAAUAAAUGGUGCCCUUGCAGUCAAUGGAUUUUCAACGCCGCUAGGUUCCCGUCAGCGUGUCUGAGCCCAUCUUUAGGCCAUUCUGAUAGAGUUUUGGAAAUUUCAUUGUGGGGGUGGACUAAUAAAGAGCUUCGCCUUUCACUCAUCUGACCUCAAGAGCCUUUUACCAUGAGUCUGGAAUACACCAUCAGCUUUCAGGGGCCACGAUCUGUCUUUCAGUUCUUCACCUUUAGGGUGGAGGGGAAAUUCUUCUUUGUAGCACAUGGUCGUGGGUUGAGCGCCUCUGACAAUGGUGUGUUUGUCUCAGGUCUUCUUUCGCAGAAAUAGAUUGGUUCCCCACUCCAGACUGCCAUGUCUCAGGGCCAGAACUUCCUGCCCAAGUUCCUGUUUGUGAGUAACCUCCUGAAGGCCGUGAAAAUCAGAGAGCGGGUGCCCAACGAUGUGGUCAAGCCCUCGGCCAGCGGCGGCCUGAUCCAUCACCUGCGCAGCAUGCACCGCUACACGCUGGAGAUGAUCCGCAUGAGCCAGUUCCCGCAGGCCUUCCGCGAGGUCAUCCAGGCGGCCAUCUUGGACCGGGCCAUGCAGAGCUCAUUGGAGCAGGAGAAGAGGUUGAACUGGUGCCGCGAGGUCAAGAAGCUGGUGCCGCUGAGGACCAACGGUGAUGGGAACUGCCUGCUCCACGCAGCCUCUCAGUACCUGCUGGGGGUUCAGGACACAGACCUGGUGCUGCGAAAGGCUCUUUAUGCAGUGCUGAAGGAAACAGACACUAGUAACUUUAGAAUGCGCUUUCAGACAGAGUUGCUGCACUCUCAGGAGUUCACUCAGACUGGCCUGCGAUACAGCACAUUGAACUGGGAGGAGGAAUGGGUGAAGAUUGUAGAAAUGGCUUCUCCAGUGUCCAGCAGUAAUGGCCUACAGUUUGACUCAUUAGAAGAUAUUCACAUCUUUGUGCUUUCAAAUAUUCUGCGGAGACCAAUUAUUGUUAUUGCAGACCAAGUACUUAGAAGUAUGAAGUCUGGUUCCUCCUUUUCACCCCUCAAUGUCGGGGGCAUAUACCUGCCUUUGCAUUGGCCUCCAGGAGAAUGCUACAAAUAUCCCAUAGUGCUCGGCUAUGACUCCCAGCACUUUGCACCUCUGAUUACAAUCAAAGACAGCGGCCCAGAGAUCCGUGCUGUGCCAUUGAUAAACCCUGGACGGGGUGGGUUUGAAGAUCUUCAAGUGCACUUUCUGACAGAAAAGGAGCAGCAACAGAAGGAGAAGUUGCUAAAAGACUACCUAAUGCUUAUAGAAAUCCCUGUCAUUGGCCUGAGCUACGAUCCCACACAGAUUAUCACUGCAGCCAGACUGGAUGAAGGCAACCUACCUGAGGACAUGAACCUAAUGGAGGACUAUCUACAACUGGUCAACCAUGAAUAUAAGCGCUGGCAGGAGGAUAAGGAUUCUUUAUGGGCCCCCCAAUCCCAGCGUCCCCCUCCUUUCUCAGUCUCCCAACUCUCUCUCAUUGAGAUCCGCUGUGCCACACCCCGCUGUACAUUCUACGUCUCGGUGGACACUCAACCCCACUGUCACGAGUGCUUUGAAAAGCGACAGGCGGGUUGCAAGCCGGAGGCCAUUUCCACCACAAAUCAAACCUCGUCCUCGGACCCCGAGAGCCGAGGGAGGCUGGAGCGCUCUGUUUCCGAGAGGGGGGACACCCAGCAGCAGGAGCCUAGAACCGAGGCCUCAGUAUGGGCAAUGCAUAGGGAGACGGAGCGCACUGGCACCGCCGGCCACACCUGGCAGACGCCCGCUGCCCGGCAGUGUAAACGCUCCGGCUGCCAAUUCUUUGGAACUGCAGAGAAGCUGGGAUUCUGCACUAUAUGUUAUCUAGACUACCAGACCAAUCACCUGGCCACCCCUGCUGUUGUCCAGCCCAGACACACAUCCGAGGCGGGCUUUCAGAAUUGUCCGCGGUGCCGGGGUCAGGGCUGUGGCGCCGAGGGAAAGGCCAUGCUCGAGGGUUACUGCAACAAGUGCUUUGUGAAAGAACAGAGUGCUAGACUCAACCAAGCUGCUAGCAGGGACUCUCAUUCCCCACCUCUCGUCACGCGGGCCUCGAAACCACGUCCACCUCCGAUGCUCACCCAGGCACAGUGUCGGCGUAGCGGCUGUAAGAACCUGUCCCCUGGCUGCACGGACCUCUGCCCGGACUGCCUCAGCCGCGGCCAGCGAGAGGGUCGUCGUGCCCAGGCACCCAAAGAGAAAAGCAAACAGCGCUGCAAGACGCAGGGCUGCGACCACUACGCCAACCAAGACAAACAAGGCUACUGUAACGAAUGUGACCACUUCAAGCAGAUUUACCGGGGCUGACAGAACAGUUCGAUGUUAAAAAGUGCCCAGUUCAUCGCACGUUCACGUGCAUGCUGGUGAACUCUCUUACACAAGGAACUUUUUGCCCAAAAUCCCCCACCUACAUUGGGCAGGGCCUAAAGAGCCCGGUGGUGAUGUAGAAUUGGUGAUUACCUCUCAAAUGCAGUUUUGGUCAUUUGUAUCAUGUGUUUAGGCCUGUCGUGAGAUGUUAGCAUACAGAAACUAAUGAUACACAAUGACGUCUAGUCACACACAACCGUGGCGUCCACUGUUUAUAUCGAACAGGGUAAUUAAUCGCAAACGUUUGUUGAAAAAUUGAGGAGAGCAUGUGUAAGAAUGAACAAUUUCAGAUUAGCGACAAAAUUGACAAGUUAAUUUACCGAAAGAUAUGUCUAAUCCGAUGUACAUCGCCACUGUGGACUGCAGAAAGCCUUUUGGAAGUACAGGAAGAAGACGUACAGGGUAUGCAGAGACCACCGAAGGACAGCAUUUGAUAGUUUCUUCAUAAAAUGUAGGUUAAGUGCCAAUGAGAGCUUGCUAAGCAGAGCUCGAAUUUCAUUUCCUGCUGCACCAUUUGAUGUCUGCAAGCAGUACGGAUCUGUUGCCUUUGAGAAUGUUUUUGUUUACCAUUUUCACAAGUCCUUCUUGCUCUUGAAACUAUUUUUCACUUUUGCUUGCCUUGCUAAACUUCAUAUGACUUGGUCUGUUCUAUUGAAUGGAUAUGUUCAUUUUUCUGUGGCUAAAAAUUCCUUAAGUGCAAUGAAAACCAGAUACUUGACACCUCCCCGAUGUCUAGAGCAGAUGAAAUUAAAUUAAGCUGAAGGGAAUGGCCGUGCCAAAAA
Sinocyclocheilus rhinocerous is the source of this 5042-nucleotide messenger RNA. RefSeq names its product tumor necrosis factor alpha-induced protein 3. Gene Ontology annotation, biological process: protein K33-linked deubiquitination; protein K29-linked deubiquitination; protein deubiquitination involved in ubiquitin-dependent protein catabolic process. Gene Ontology annotation, molecular function: cysteine-type deubiquitinase activity; K63-linked polyubiquitin modification-dependent protein binding; DNA binding. The record is from RefSeq and is a predicted model, not a curated record. Gene Ontology annotation, cellular component: cytoplasm; nucleus. Lineage: Eukaryota; Metazoa; Chordata; Actinopteri; Cypriniformes; Cyprinidae.